Messenger RNA from Prinia subflava (tawny-flanked prinia), 4271 nucleotides. RefSeq names its product high affinity choline transporter 1-like. Gene Ontology annotation, molecular function: choline:sodium symporter activity. Lineage: Eukaryota; Metazoa; Chordata; Aves; Passeriformes; Cisticolidae. The record is from RefSeq and is a predicted model, not a curated record. Gene Ontology annotation, cellular component: plasma membrane. The transcript is spliced from 8 exons. Bases 81 to 1715 code for a protein of 544 amino acids. Gene Ontology annotation, biological process: transmembrane transport; choline transport; acetylcholine biosynthetic process.
UUUUAUGAUUGUGUACUUGAUCAAAGAACAUUAUCAUCUCACCAUUAUUCCUCUCUGUAACCUAAAUUAAGCAACAGAAAAUGGCUGUGAAUAUACCAGGCUUAGUAUCUCUGAGUGUGUUUUUUACAUUAACUUUAACUACUGGAAUUUGGGCGUCUUGGAAAAGCAGAAAGGAUCAGCAGAACAGGAACCCAACAGAGAUGGCCAUGGUUGGAGGCAGGAAUAUAAAUGUUUUCAUUGGAUUGUUUACUGCAACAGCCACCUGGGUUGGAGGAGCAUACAUCAACAGCACAGCUGAAAUUGUCUACCUGCCCUCAAAAGGAUUACUGUGGGUGCAGGCACCUGUGGGAUUUGCCUUGUCCCUUGUUAUUGGUGGUUUCUUCUUUGUAAAUCCAAUGAGAGCAAAGAAUUAUGUGACCGUGAUGGACCCCCUUCAAGAAACUUAUGGGAACAUGAUGGGAACCUUACUUUUCAUUCCACCACUGCUAGGAGAGGUGUUCUGGUUUGCAGCUAUCCUGGCAUCCCUGGGAGCAACAAUGAGGGUCAUCUUGGAUAUUGGAGGCUCUUUGGCUAUCACCGUCUCGGCAUGCACUGUCAUACUUUACACUCUUCUGGGAGGCCUCUACUCUGUUGCCUACACCGAUGUCAUCCAGAUGGUUUUCAUUACCCUCAGUCUGUGGAUCUGUAUCCCCUUUGCCCUGGUGAAUUCUGCAACAGAAAGUAUUUAUUACACUGCAACCCAUCAAUCUUACCAAGACCCUUGGAUUGGGAAGAUAGAAAAACAGUUUCUUGGAAGGUGGCUGGAUGACUUCUUCUACUUGGUGCUUGGGAGCAUCCCGUGGCAGACUUACUUCCAAAGGGUGCUCUCUGCUGCCUCGACAGGACAGGCAAGGCUCAUCUCCUACCUCUCUGGGCUCGGGUGCUUUGCAAUGGCCAUCCCUUCUGUGCUCAUUGGGGCAGUCGCAGCAUCAACAGAUUGGAAUCAGACAAGCUACGGUCUUCCAAGUCCAUUUGAGAGAGGGGAGUCAGCAAUGAUACUACCACUUGUUUUACAACAGCUCUGCCCUGCAUAUAUCUCCAUUACUGGUCUGGGAGCCAUCGCUGCUGCUGCAAUGUCUUCUGCAGAUUCAGCUCUUCUCUCCACUGGCUCCAUGUUCGCUCACAACAUCUACAGGAAAAUCUUGAGGAAAAAGGCUUCAGAGACAGAGGUGUUGUGGGCCAUGAGGACCUCCAUGUUGGUGUUUGGGGCCGGGGCUGCUGGUCUGGCUUUUUACUCCAGCUCUGUCUACGACCUCUGGUUCCUCAGUGGGGAGCUGGUGUACGCCCUCCUCUUCCCCCAGCUCUGCUGUGCCCUCUUUGCACCCAGCACGAACACUUAUGGAUCAGCUGCUGGCUUCCUGGUUGGGCUCCUGCUGAGGCUACUGGCAGGGGAGCCUGCCCUGAGCAUCCCCCCCAUCAUCCGCUACCCAGGCUGCUCCCUGGUGAACGGGACCUACAGCCAGCUCUUCCCUUUUAAAACAUUCACCGUGCUUCUCACCUUGGGCACGAUCCUUGCUGUUUCACACCUAGCCAAGGCUGUGUUUCAGAGAAACCUCCUCCCUCGCAGCUGGGAUGUUUGCAAUGUCACGGGGGGAACCGCCAUCCUCAUCCCCUUGCAGCAGGUGGAGAAACUGGAGUGUUUGCCAGCUGCUGCACUAGAAGAGAACCAUGAUUAGAUGUGGGCCUUCACUGGAAAGGCCACAGUGUGUUCUGCAGUUAGAGCAUGGCACAGACAGCAUCGCUCUUUGCUUUCUCCACUAAUGAUUUAUUUAAAGUUCUCCCCGAGAAAUAAAGAGGCAUUCUGUUCAUCCAAGGAGAAUAUGUGAGUCUGAAGUCAGCAGUGAUUAAAGUCACAUGGUGGUGGAGCACAAUCUUGUGGUGGUGACCAUGGGACACCUUGGGCCCUAGCAGUGGUUGCUUCAAGGUGCCCCUGGUAUUCCAACUGAAAGCAAAGCUGUAAUCCUGCUCCAACUCUUAGGGUGUUCCCAAGUCACAUACUUUUCUCACCACAAAGAAGAUAAAUUAAUGUCUGAUACAUUGAGUACUCUUAACUUAAAAAAAAAAAGAAAAGAAAAAAAAAAAAGAAAAAAGAGCAAACCUUUUUCCAUUACACAUCAAGGGGUUUAGUAUAAUCAUCCCUGGGGAGCACAUCAAAUUUCUGAAAACAAAAAUUACUGAAAGCAGUGCAACUGCCACAGCAGUGCAGCAGUAAUGUCAGUUCUGCACCAUUCCUUGUAUGCUUUACAAAGCUUUCCUUCAUACUGCAAAAGUUUUUGCAUGUCUUUCCCCACUGCAGUAUCUGCCAGUGGAUCCCUCAGCCUGGGAAUGUGUGAGACAUCCCCUCUGCACAACUUGGUAGGGCAGUAACAAGUAAGCAAGAUAAAGCUACAGUCCUUAACUAUUCACGAAGAUUUACAUAGCCACUAUUUACAAAAAGGUAACCAGACAGAAAAACAGAGGUGCCAGACAGACUAUUGGAUGAAUUUUGUCUAAAACCUGUUAUAUCAGUCGUGUCAAGGUUUUACCAUAGCAUGGCAGCAGGAUGGUGUGUGACAUACAAAAAGUGGUGUGUGAGAACUCGGAGGACUGUGAGUCCUCUGGACAGAAAGGUGCUGGAAACUGAUCCUAAACUUUCCUGCAGGGGCACAAAAUCCUAAAAUCCUGAAGGCAAGAUCCCAAAAGAUUCAAGCCACAGAUGAGUACAGAAAAGCCCCCAACACCUUGUUUGCAUAAAUUCUUAAUGGUUGGAAGACAAGAAACCCAGAUAAAUGGUGAGUUUGGACUCUAGCCUGAGGUCUGAUGGACUGAGAACAUCCCCCAGUGAGAUGGCAUCAUUAAGAUGUGAGCUAAAUUAAAGAUUCAAGAGGAUUCCAUAGUAAUGGCUCACAGAUGGCUGUUAUUUUAUACUUCCCUCAGCAGCUGUGCAGCAUCUUACCGAGGUCAGUUGCAAUCCACCCACAAGAGCCAGCAGGAGCCACACUCACAGUACCUUUUCAAAGUGGUUGUGGGAGCUGCUGUGAGUGGAAACACCUGCCACUAUUGAAAGGAAGAUACUUACUGGGAUAAACAAAAUAUCCUGUAGCAAAGUAACCCUCACAGCCAGGUGAACUGCUGAGGUGAAAACAAGGUGCUGGUCUGUGAUUUACUUCCAGCAUGUGCCAUGCACUAAAUGAGAAGCUCCACUAGUGCCACUGCAGCAAGCUCAGCAAGGAGUCACUAGAUUCUGAAUUGUACCAAGGCAACUGCCUUGGCUUGGGAGGAGGACUGUCAGCACUGCACUCUAGAUAUGACUUUCAGGACUCUGCUCUGUGUGGGGGAUCAUUCAGCUCUUUUAAAAUAUCCAUCCUCAGCAAGGUGGAGUUUCUGCUCCUUAUCAGAAAAAUAUCACAUAAUCUUCUGUUUUGUACUAGUAUUAGUGAACACCUGGGCACACUAACCUUCCAAUGCACAGCAGUCCUGUUCCAGGACUUUAUUAAACCAAAACUGAUAUACUUUGUUGAUAUAUUUGUUAAACCAGAAAUUCUCUCCUGUCUCUAGAGACUGCCAUGAAAUAUUAAUUAUAAUGUGUCUAGAAAAGGAGAAAAAAACCGGUUUAAAUAUCAAAAGCUUUGCCAUUGACUAUGGCCCUAGGCAGUCACCACAGGAAUCUUUCACACAUUUGAGUGGGAGUGUGUGAGGUUGUGCUUAGGCAAGGGAGGCACCAAAGCUAUCAUUACCUCAGAGCCAGGAGAACAGGGCUCUCGUUAAAUCACAGCUGCUGGAUGCUGACUGAAGCAUACUCCCCUGAGAGAUUUAGGGGUGACCUACUUUGAGGACCUGUUCAUCCCCCUAUGUGGAGCAGAUCAAAGCUGCAUUUGAACCAGGGUACAGACCUGCUGCAUGACCCAGAUAAGAGUGAAACUCCAAUGGCCUCAUGCCAAGGUCAUCACCCUACCUCUUGACCAUAGAACCAUAGAAUGUUAAGGGCUUGGAAGAGACCUUAAAAAUCAUCUAAUUCCAAGCCCCUUUGCCAUGGGCAGGGAUGCCCCUUACUAGAUGAGGUUUCUCAGGGCCCCAUUCAACCUGGCUUUGAACACUUCCAGGGACUGGGCAUCUGCAACUUCCCUGGGCAACCUGUUCCUGUGCCUCACCAACCUUUUGAGUAAAGUAUUUAUUAUCUAAUCUAAAAAUUCCCUCUUUCAUUUUAAAAACACUGCCCUUUGUCCUGUCACUAUCUGUUCAUACAAAAAGUC